UGUAAUAUUCAGGCCUGAGAAUCGCAAUGGUGAACGUGCCACAGAAAUGUGAGGAAAACUGUGCCAGAGAAAUCGAUAAAGAAGGUUUCAAAUGGGCUCGGAUGGAGAGAAACGUAACUAUGAAGUUGCCAGGAUUGCAGCGCAUUCUGUAAUGACAACUCGAGGGGAACACAUUGGCAAGCUGCCAUGGGGAGGAGUCAAGUGACUGCUGAUGCCGUCAGGUUGCCAUGGUUUCAGCCUUCCUCGGGCGCCUCACGCAGCCGCUAGAGACGAGCCGAUUUGAAUGUGGCCGCUGGUCUUUGCCGAACGAUCGCCGAACCCGAUUGAGGACUUGCCGACCGAAGGAGACGCGAGGAGGGAUGGACGUGAGGAAGGAGACGUAGAAGGAGAUAAGGUGGCGUAGGAAGGAGUGCAGGGGACACAGAAGGACGCAAAGCGCGCAAGGAGUCAAGGAGGCGUAGAAGGACUUAUAGAAGGAGACACUGAAGGAAGGAAGGAUGGAGAGAGUGUGAGUCUUGCGGUCCUCCAGGAAUGAUGGCAUCUCAAGAGGAGGGUUCAACCCUGCGCCGGUUCUUCCAAUACGUGGAGGACCGCUGCCUUCAGGCGUACGACGACCUCGUCAUCCAGAACGCCUCGGACAUUUCCCGAGAGAGCGACCGCGUUCGGAACAAUGCCAACUGGACCUACUUGCAGGAAAAAAAGCAGAAGAAGAAACGUCAAGGAGAGGCAAUAAAAAGGACUGACGACGAGGCGGCCGGCGCAACGGACGUGGCGUAUUGCGGAAAACAUUUCCGGAUGGGCUUCAUGACCGUGCCGCCGCCGCAGGACCGCCUGCCCGCUCCCGGCCAGGCCUUCGGCGUCCGCUCUCAGUCCCUCACCUCGGUGGGCGCCGACGCCGCCGACGAGCGAAAACAACCGCCGCCCAAACCCAAGAGGGAUCCCAACACCAAACUCAGCGGCAGCGCGGAGGCGCUUCAUACGCAAACUCAGGAGCAAGAUGAAGUUCACUUCCACGCGUGCAGUGAGGACUCGAAGAAGGCGCCUCCGCCCAAACCCAAACGCAACCCAAACACGCAGCUCAGCUCGUCCUUUGACGAAUCCCACGUGGGUAACCAUGGCAGCCACCAGACGGACACGCCGUCUUCGCAAAGUCGCUUUUGGGCUUCCCGAGACGAUUCCGAGUCCGUUUACAUCGAAAUGACGGGAAACGUCCCCGUCAAAAGUCCGGACGAUCAGAACGAGUCGGUGUACGAGGAAAUGAAAUACUCGGAUUCCUGCUUGUCUCUGUGCCACAUCCCUCAACCUUUUCCCAACCUGCUGACGCACCGGCCGCCGUUGCUUGUCUUCCCGCCGUUCCCCCCUCAGCGGUCCCCCAAUUCGGACGAGUCUCCGCUGACCCCCGUAGACGUCACUCAGCUGUCUAUGCUGGGGAAAAAGGCGGGGCUCGCGGAACAUUCCAGAAGCUCCGCAAGGAGCAAAGACGAAGAAGAGUGGCCGCCCGCGUCCAACGUCACGUCUUCGGGUCGCUCGUCUGCGCCUCUUCCGUCCGGCCCGUACACGUCGUCUAGCUCCGCCCACAACGGGAACGCGCACCCGCGCAGCCAAUCGGCGUGCCCCUCCCCCGUGAGCGCGGGCCACUCUCGGACGCCUUUGAGCCUGAAGAGACCGCCCCCCUACAACGCCUUGAUGGCCGGCCGGCCCCCGGAGGGCGCGGGGACGAAGUACGGCAACUCGGCCGCGUCGCUGGACGACCUCACGGCGCCGCAAACGUCCGCCAACAAAGACUGGAGGAGCAGGCACAGCACUGAAGAAUUAAAGUGUUUGCGACAACUCGGUCGCUCGUCAUCAACGUCGGGGGUGCCUUCGAUGCCUUCAGCGCCGCAAGACCAUCCCGCCCUCAGCCAGAUGCCGUGGCUGUGCGGAGACGCCACCAUGAUGGAGACGAUUGAGAAGAAAAGAGUUUUGUGUCGCCAAAUCAAAAGCCGCCAGCGAGCUGAAAAGAAUCUCGGCAAACAGGACAACCUGCCCGCCGUGCCCGACUGGAGGAGGAAACAACCGCCGCCGUAUUCCGCUCCGUCCACGGCGGCGGCGGUCUUGUGGGACACUGCCAUCUAAGGAGCACCGCGCCCACCGCGAUGUCUUCUGUCUGGCCCGACUUGUCUCGUGGCCACACAAAAUGGGACCUCAAUCACGUGCUCGCUGAGCACCCAUUCUGAGCAGCAGGGGGCGCCGCGAAGCUGCUGCCCGUUGCUUCGGAUAGGAUUGCGGAGCACGUGCAGUGAACCGCCGCCCUUUGCGGGCAUCCGGACCGAGCCCUGCCCCGAAUAAUAGAAAUUGGCAAAUGAUUGACCCCUCCAAAAGAGGUUUGCAAUUGAGUAUAGAUGCCACAAGAUGGCAGCAGAGCACUUCAAGGGGAACUGAACCCCCAAAACUCAUGAAGCAACAAUACAUUGUGUGCGCCAGCACUAGUCGAAACAUGGCACUCGGUUUAAUAUUUAAUAUUGUGUUGGUGAAAUAACAAUUAAACGGAAUAAUUCAUCAACGUAAGCGGGGCGCCAUGUUGGACACGCUCUGUUCUUUCUCCACAUUCUGAACCGACUGAAAGUGUUGCAAAUAGCUUGGGAACGACUCGUGAACGUGCUCGUGUCUGAGAAGCCGUGUCGAACUGCGCCUCUUCCCAAAAUGGAUCGCGCAGCCGCCACCGAGGUGCGUGCGUGCGUGUGUGCGUGCGUGCGUGCGCAUUCAUAUCCGACAUUUUGUGUCUCGCUUCGCUUGCGGCUCGAAGACAUUUGAAAAAGAGUUUGGCGGGAUGAUGCCACCAAAGUCAGGGUCGCGCGAGCGCAGAGUGACGUGGACGACUACCGCCAGCGUCGUAUUCAUGAUACCUUUUUUUUUAUAGAGUGCCAAUGUGUGUGUGUUUUAGCAAUUGAACCUGAUUUUGGGGUUGUGCCGCAAAGGUAUAUGCUAGCAAGAAAAGGUAUAGUAUCAACUUGAACGAUGCCAGAUGCUAGCUUCAAGUAAACAGCAGCUGAUGAGGGAGAUAUACAUAUUUUGACAUCUUUGGUUUAGUUCCCCUUUAAAAUGGGGAGGAUCAUAAAGCAUCAACACUAUGCUUCGAGCGUGUACACAAUCAUGAACCCACGGUACAUAAACGACUGCGUUCAGCAGUAAAAUGCCACGACAAACAAACCACCUUCACGUGAUUCUCGUCAAUAGUCGUAGGUAGCAUGCUAGCCUAAGCAAUAGGCUAGCACAAACUGGCGGGACGAACACUUGCAUCAUACACACGGUGUAUUAUUAUCUCAUCAAACUCACUCUUGUGCAUUUACGCACGAGAGUAAAAUGACAGGGAACAGGCGAAGUCGACGACACGGGCUUUUAGUAGAUGCAACGGCAAAGAAGACAAAAGGAACUUUCACUUUGUGCACGAGGAGCGCCGACAAAACGGGACGUUUGCCAUGCGGAUGCAAAACACCUGUGAAUCAAAAACAAAACAAACAAAGUCGAACGUUGUUGCUUUGGCCAGAACCCCAAAUCAGCAAAUAAGAGGAUUAGUCCCCCACCCCAAAAAUAAAGAU
This is a messenger RNA of Phyllopteryx taeniolatus (common seadragon), 3578 nucleotides long. RefSeq names its product neuronal tyrosine-phosphorylated phosphoinositide-3-kinase adaptor 2a (gene nyap2a). Gene Ontology annotation, biological process: phosphatidylinositol 3-kinase/protein kinase B signal transduction; neuron projection morphogenesis. NCBI's taxonomy places the organism in Eukaryota, Metazoa, Chordata, Actinopteri, Syngnathiformes, Syngnathidae. The transcript has 7 exons. The coding region runs from base 532 to 2115 and encodes 527 amino acids. The record is from RefSeq and is a predicted model, not a curated record.